This is a messenger RNA of Mangifera indica (mango), 1509 nucleotides long. Its product is annotated as E3 ubiquitin-protein ligase RNF168-like. Gene Ontology annotation, cellular component: site of double-strand break; nucleus. The record is from RefSeq and is a predicted model, not a curated record. The coding region runs from base 77 to 1294 and encodes 405 amino acids. Gene Ontology annotation, molecular function: metal ion binding; ubiquitin-protein transferase activity; nucleosome binding. The transcript has 6 exons. Lineage: Eukaryota; Viridiplantae; Streptophyta; Magnoliopsida; Sapindales; Anacardiaceae. Gene Ontology annotation, biological process: double-strand break repair.
ACAUUCAAAAUAAUUCGAACGUUAUCUCAUUCUGUUCUCCCAUCCCAACCAACCGAACAGAGAAGAGUCUCAGAAAAUGGUUAGGGAAGAACCGAGUCAAAGUCCCCAAGACCCAAAACAAACUAACCCAGUCACUGGAAAUGGCCAAAAUGGUGAGAGUCUGUUCAGCCCCAGAUUCAAAUCUGUGGCUGCCAUGGCUGGUUGGGACGAGGAGGCCAUUCUUGUUGCCGCCCUUGUUGUCGAAGACACGCCUGUUCGGGAGUCUAAGCACAAGAAACGAUCUGAUCCGUUAUUCAAGUCUCCGCACUCCAGUUCACGAAGGAAACGUAGAGCUCCAAGAAGGAGUCCAGUGUCGAUUCCUCUGCCCGUUUUAGACCUUGAUGAAGAAGAAAGUGCCAAAGAAGAGAAAGAGAUUCAGAAUGUAGAAUUGAAAGAGAAGACAACGAAAGAGGAGAAGAAAAUAAAUGAAGAUGAAUUGAGUGAACAGAGCUCUAAAGUUUCUUGCUCAAAUUCGGUUCUCCCAUGCAUGGAUAAACUGAGGGAAGAACUUUCUUGUGCGAUAUGUCUGGAGAUUUGCUUUGAACCUAGUACCACAACUUGUGGACACAGUUUCUGUAAGAAAUGUUUGAGAUCUGCUGCUGAUAAAUGUGGGAGGAAGUGUCCAAAGUGCAGGCAGCUAAUUAGCAAUGGAAGAUCUUGCACUGUGAACACAGUUCUUUGGAACACAAUUCAGCUUCUGUUUCCCCGAGAGGUUGAAGCAAGAAAGGCUGCUGGAGCUUUAAAUAGCCAAGAAGCUGAUCAUGAAAAACUACAAAGAGGGAUUCAGAAUAAUGUCAGGACUCGAAAUUUGAGACCUUCAACUGUAUCAAACAGGGAUUCAAGUACAAGAAGAAGAGAGAUAUCAAGCCAAGAUGAGGGUGAGGAUGCUGAAUUAACUCAAGAGUUGUUGAGAGAAAAUGGUUCAUUAAGAUUUUAUAAUAAUAUAAGGACACGUGCAUCAAGUAUGAGGAGGAGCAUAGCAAACCAAGAUGAAGUGGCCGCAUUAGCUCUACGAAUGGAAAGGGAAAAUCUUGCACGACUAGUAAGUAGAAAUGCAAGUGUAAGAAGGAGAAACACAAGAAGCCAAGAUGAUGGAGAUGCUGCAUUAGCUCUAAGAUUGCAAAGAGAAGAGUUCAUGGAGGCCUCUAGAGGAACUGAUGAGCAGUCUGGCAGAUCUAUUUACUUGGCUAGAGCAAACUUGAGAGCCAUGGCAUCCAGAGCAUUUAAUAACCGAAUGAGAGGCCGCCUAUCAUAGAUCAAGGACACCCCUUCCACAAUUGGACAAGCUCAUCCUUCAAUCAUCUUGUAGAAAAUAUAUGCUAGAAAAAUGUCUGUCAAACUCAUCUCGUUGUUGUAGCUUAAUGUUUAGGAGUGUAAAGAAAAACGUAUGAGCAAAUGACGUUUGCUUUUGAGGUAGAGAAUGUGACUUCUGCUAAAUUUAUGACUCAAGUUUUUGGCCUUUUGAUUGAA